Molecule: messenger RNA, 441 nt
Organism: Colletotrichum truncatum
Lineage: Eukaryota; Fungi; Ascomycota; Sordariomycetes; Glomerellales; Glomerellaceae
Product: glutathione-dependent formaldehyde-activating enzyme
Molecular function (GO): carbon-sulfur lyase activity
Source: RefSeq, a predicted model, not a curated record
AUGUCUGCCGACAAAGCCUCGUCCGAGCCCUCCAAGACAUACGACGGGAGCUGCCACUGCGGCAACAUCAACUUCUCGUUGACGUUGUCGCCGCCUUUGGAGGAGGGAUACAAGGUCCUCGAAUGUAACUGCUCCAUCUGCCGGCGCAGCGGAUACCUUCUCAUCUACCCCGAGAAGAAGGACGUCGUAUGGCACGACGGCUCCAGAGAGAGAUGCAGCAACUACCGCUUCAACACCAAGACCAAGGACCAAAUGUUCUGUGGGAAGUGCGGUUCGAGUCUGGGCAUCGACUUUCACAACGAGACAUACUACGGCCUUAGUGCGCGGGCUCUGAACGGCAUCGAUCUUGACAAGCUGACGUAUAAGAAGCUGGACGGCGUGAACAAGGUCUUCCCGGCGCAAGAUUUGUCCGGGGAGGAAUCAAAGCAGGCGAGCACCUAA